Xyrichtys novacula (pearly razorfish) is the source of this 44335-nucleotide messenger RNA. NCBI's taxonomy places the organism in Eukaryota, Metazoa, Chordata, Actinopteri, Labriformes, Labridae. The record is from the annotation of a GenBank genome assembly.
UGCUUUGCCCUCUAUACUGCCGAAUGUUACACCUGCUACUUCUACUCCUACUACUGCUACUACGUCUUGUUCCUCUGUUCCUGCAACUUCUGGAUGGUGGGUUGCAGUGGAUACUGGAAAAAAAAAUAUCAAAAGAUGUUUGGUUUGAUCCUCAGUACUCCCAAUGUGGAUGCACAUGUUCCAGAACAACACACCAUACCCGGCAAAGGAGGCUGUUUUACUCUCUCGUCCCUGAAGAAAUUCAUUCACUCCGGAGUGGAAACAAAGUUUUUACCUCAUGGAAACUUAAAAUCUUGCAUAAUAUCCUACUCUUUUAAUUUCCACAGAGCCAAAGCUGAUGAUAUGAAGCAGGUUUUCCAGUCCAAAUAAAGAGGAAUGUUUUCAUUAGAUCUCUUACAUUCAUGUCUAAUCCCCUUUGAACGGACUAGCUCCGGGUUCACUUGACCUGAAACUGAUCCAUUGUUGUUAGCAUAUGAUUUUAAUCAUAUUUUGAGAUCAUUAUAUAACUUCUGUUUCCAGAACAAAGAGACCAGAGUUGAAGGAUUAUGUUGCGUAAUCAGUCCCCACAUUUUAAUGCUGUCAGAAGAAUAUCCUAUAUUUUUUUUCUGCCUCAGAGUAAAUUAUUGAUAGCAUGACUAUGAUACCACUUAUAAUGAAAAAGUAAUGCUGUGCCAAAAUAAUAUAUUCUAUUUCAAUGAUCAGUGGAGAUGCAAUGCAGUGCAGACAUGCGCCGACGUCCAAACAUCAGAAACGUCAGAUCUUUUGAUUUGUGUUAUUUUUUGAUAUUUCUCAAAGUGUGUGUGUGUUUUUACUCUGUCAGGGUUGAGUUAGGUUAAGUUUCUUGUGCUUGCAAAGUUAUAAUUACAUUUUGAGAAACAACCAGUCACGCAGAGGAAAAAAAUGUACUUGCUUUGCUGGUUCACCUUCCUUUUGAUGGAGUCGCCAUUGAAUUAACCGCACCAGCUGUUAAACUAUUCACCAAACCAACAAAAGCAGAAAAUGAGGCGGUAAAGUUUUACAUUCUCAGUCUCCUCUCUGAUAUAACCCAACAGCUGAUGGUUUUAUUCACUGCCAGUAACUGGGCACAAGUAAUAAUGAUGCAAUUUCUUGAUUAGUGUUUCUGCAGCAGGAAUAAACACGUGUCUGCCUGCUCAGAACAGCUGAUUUUGGCUGUGUGGUGUGUUCCCCUUGCUUCUGGUCUAUGGGUAUUGUGAGUUUGAAGUUGCACUAAAUGUAUCUACCACCUACUCCACUCAACCACCCAACCACUAUAUGAAUCACAGUUCAGCAUGCUUUAUCUCGAGUAGCAUUUUUGUCCAAAUCCAGACUGGUAACAAAAGCCUAUCCAAAUGUUCUCAUUUACAGUUUACAAAGUGUGUAUUUUCAAAUGAUGUGUGAGUGUUGUGUUUGUGCAAGCAUCCUUCCUCCACUUCUCCCUCCUCUUUUACUCUUUCUAAUUCUCUCCUUCCCUCCUUUUUUUUCUCCUCCAAUCCCUUAAUCAAAUAGACACAGCAUUCAUCCAUCACGCACGCCUUCUGUAUGUUCAUGUUGCGUUCGGGUCCGGUCUUUCUCUCGUCAAAUUCCUUCUCUUCUGUGGAUGUUAAUGCCCCCCUCGUCCCUCCUCUUCACUCUCUUAAAAACUCUUCAGGUUUUUCCAACUGAGCGAUUCAGGCUGAGGCGGGCGCAACCGCACUAGAGGGAAAGUCAAGUCGUGCUGGACAGGCGCGAUAUCCUCGCAACGGUUCACAACUGAAAGAAGAAGACCUGACGCGCGUUUAAUCAUGUUUCUAAAGGAAGGAAUAUGCUGAUCUUAAAAGUUGACCAGGGAUUUCUAGUUGUGGGGUGUUUGCGAGGGAUGGCUUUCCUUUUAACUUGCUUAUUUCUGUCUUGGUGAGUAUGGCAACUCUUUUCUCUGCCUGUUCUCUGACUUUUACGCACGGGAAUUAAAGACUGUGGAUCGAUGUGCGUUGAGGAAACUCUGUGUUUAACAAUGUCUUUUCAUUCGUGUGAUUAAUCUCUCAUUGGUGCUCAUGUACUUUAGUUACAGUACGAGCAGUGUUUGGGGAAAUCAGCACAGUGACACCAGUAUCUAUUUGGAUAACAUCACGCGCAUAUUGAAUAGAUUACUGGAUGGCUAUGACAACAGGCUGCGACCUGGAUUUGGAGGUAUGCCAAUGACUGUGCCAUGUUUUAUUUUGUAAGAUUUUGCUUCAAAGACGAUUGAAUUUUCCUUUAUUGCACAAAAAGAAAAAGUUUUACUCUUGGAGUUUUGUGAACCUAAUUUUGAUAGAGUGUUUGUGCCUUAGUGAUCUAACCAGACAGCUUAUUUUCUUUUACAUAACAAUGUUAAAAUUACCAGCUAAUGACUGGAACCGGAGUUUUAAAACAGCUUGGAAUCAUUUUUAUGCUCCUUGGUUGUUGAAGCGGGUUCAGUUUUUAGUUUCCAUUCUGCCUCUUUGGGCUUUUUUUGAUUUAAAAAAAAGCUUAUUUUUUUCUCUGUUUUUUAUUUUGAAAAACCUUUAAAUUUCCUGGCAAAGUUGCUGCUUUUGUUUUUUAUCAAACAACCCCUUAUCCCUCUACUGCAGGUCCGGUCACAGAGGUCAAAACGGACAUAUUUGUCACCAGCUUUGGACCUGUUUCAGAUGUUGAGAUGGUAUGUAAAACACGCUGACUGCCGAGCACACUCACUCACACUCACUCACACACACAACACAGAGGCUGAUUUCACUUGGCUGACACGCACACGCACAUGUUUCAUCAGUUGUUAUCAAAGUCAAUGUCAAUACACAAACAGGGAAAUAAAUAAAAAAGAACAUGUCCAGUUUUCCCGGCAUCUCCGUGCAAUGGUCCGCUCAAGUCAUGGUUCUCCUAGGCUUCAUUAUUCCAGCAUUUGGGCAGGAUGUCAUUAGUGCAGCUUAGGAUUUUAAUCUGGUUGACAAUCCCCCCGCCAGAGUGGGAGAAAGAGAGAGAGGGAAAGAGAGGAAGAGAGAGAGAGAGAGAGAUGUGGCUGAUGUUGGGACAGGGAUAGGUUUCCAUUCCUGACAUGGGAUAGGCUGAGCGCUUGUGUAUCUGUUGUCCUCUGUACUGCUAAGGCUUUGGGCUUUAGACACUGUUUCCCUGCAUCUAUAGCCUACUUGACUUAUCAUGUGAUACGCUGGUGACAGUUCCAUAGAGAGGCAUUUAAAAGGCUCUCCAGGGAAUCAGGCCAUGCAUUUGAUCUAAAAGCAUCCAGGAUAGACACUUAUUGAAGAGUUUACGCUGAGUCUGUAGAUGAAAUACACUCUAUAAAUAAUCGAAUUAUUCAUGUUUUAAAAGAUCAUCAGCUACCGAUCAGUAUGUUGAGUUUAUUUUAAUAUCUGACGAUAAGAUAAAAGCUAUGAUAACGUUUAAAAAAAUGAAGAAAAUGAUGUUUUACGCCUCAGCAUUCUUUCAAUUGGAUUGUCUUUAGAUGUAGUUCGACAAAUCAUUUAAUUUUUUUGUUGUUUUUAUCAGUGCAUUUAUAAAUAAGUGCAGCCCUUGCUUUAAAUUUUUGGAAUCCUGGCUCCACCAUUUUGAAUAGUCCAUAAAUAAAAGGAAAACAACACGUAAUCACAUUGCCAGAACUCUACCAGCAGGUCCAACGAAACCACGGCUCAUAAACCCAUCUGUUAUUCUCUCUGGGGUACUGGAGUUGCUAGCAGCAGGAGCAGAAGCAGCACCAGCAGCAGUAGGAGAAGAAAAAAAGUGGUAGCGAUAUCAGCAAAUCCAAUCCCUAACCCUCGCUCUGACUUCGACCUAGGAAUACACGAUGGACGUCUUCUUUCGCCAGACGUGGAUCGACGAGCGGCUAAAAUUCGAGGGCCCCAUCGAGAUCCUACGGCUCAACAACCUCAUGGUCAGCAAGAUCUGGACGCCGGACACCUUUUUCCGAAAUGGCAAGAGGUCGAUCUCGCACAACAUGACCACCCCCAACAAGCUGUUCCGCAUCAUGCAGAACGGAACUAUCCUCUACACCAUGAGGUAAACAGGGCUGGACAGUCAGCUCCACACCCAGCCAAGACCGGAAUAGAGCGCAGACCUGGAAAGCGAAUCAAACAAACAAGCAUCCAAGAAUAUGCCCAGACAUGAAAAGAAAUGAGGAGUGCUUCUCCCACCCCAAAAAAGUUAUGAAAAAAAAAAAAAAAAAGGCAAGAUACAUGCCAUCUGAUACUAAAAACAGGUCCUGGAAGGCAAUUCAAACAAACAUGAGUCCACUUCCGCUCCAAAAAGGAGAUGUGUAGCAUGAAAAAAUAAAUCCCCCCGAGUUUCUGAUGGCAUGAAAUGUGAUUUUUAAAGUAAUUAGUAGGAUGAAGCAAAUUUGAUAGUUAAGUUAUUCAAUCCAAUUUAUUCUCUCGCAUGUAAAGAUAAGAUAAAGUGGUCUUUACUUGAGGUAAAGUUUUCUAUUUCUCAACACCAGGAUGAGAUAUUUUUGUUUUGCAAGAGGAAAUCUUGACAGACCGAGUUUCUAAAAGUGGCGAUGUUUCAAAUAGAAUUCAAAGACGUCUUUCUGGUUCUCUUUUGUUCUUGCAGAUUAACUAUAAACGCAGAGUGCCCCAUGCGUUUGAUGAACUUCCCGAUGGACGGCCACGCCUGCCCGCUGAAGUUUGGGAGUUGUGAGUUUGUUACUUUUUGAAGCUUCGUUGGUUUUGACAGAUGAUGUGGCUCUGAAAUGAUCACUGUGUCUCAGAGCGACUGACUGAUGAAGUCGUUUGACAGCGUAAAAAUCAAAGAUUUCAAUUGGAAAUGUCAUCCACAGCAGACGUGGAUGACUGUUAAGUGUACAGACCGAGCCUAUAAGAGAACAGACCUGCAAAAAUCUGUAGGAAAUGACAAUCGAAUGUAAAGGUUAUAUGCGACUUCUUUCAUUUUGUGUCGUUUAAAGCGAAUAAUAUUUGCAGCUGUCUCUUUGGAUGAUGGUGUUGUACAUCAAACUCUUUCAAAGUACAAAAAUAUGCUUAUUUUUGGCUCAAAGAUGAUGUCGUAGUUCUUUUUUAACUCUGAGGUUUGUUUUUAACUCUUAACAGUUUGUAUGCUUAUUUAUUUGACUUCUUAUCAGGGUCACUCAAAGAUAUGUUUGGUAGAGAUGCACUGAUUGUGAAAAUCGGGGGAUAAUAAAGAUUAUUGAAAAAGCAAUUUAGCCGCUCGCUGAUUCUGAUAGCAUUAUUUUUUGCAUUUUGUAUUUUUUAGUCUCUGUAUCAUCCUCCCUAAUAAGCUGUAAGGUUUCAUGUAUUCAAAUAGUUGCUCACAGUAAAUUUACAUUACAGAAAUUCAGAUUUCCAGCGCUCCUGAAUGCGACCUCAUUAUCCAACUGCAACUGAAAACGCCAAAGACGUCAGUUUGAUCUUUUGAUUAGUCCUGAGCAUUUUGGAUUUGAAGAAGUGUUGAAAACGUUUGCCGAUGCUGGCGAAGAGGACAAACAGCUUUGUUGUUGUUGCUUAGAGUACAGAGUAUUAUUUCUUAUUUUAUGUGUGAUAAUUGGAAGUAAACAUUCCAAGAAGUGGAAAUUGACACGGUUGUAAAUUAGGGUGACCAUACGACCUUUUUUCUCCCAGACAUGUCCUCUUAUUUGGGGGCUGUCCAGUCUUGUCUGGCUUUGUUUAUAAAAUCCUUCAAAUGUCCGGAGUUUUGUAUGGGAGUUUUGAGUUCGUGUCAUAUGGGCUUAUUGACUUAGAAGCGCGCAAAAGACAUCUGAUCCGACCCGAAAAACUCUAAAAAAUAACUGCGCGACUCCGUGACUCCGCUUCCGCAUAGUUGUGUCCUCUUUUUGGGGAUUCAGAAUAUGGUCACCCUGUUGUAAACAGUGCUGUUCGUUCACAAUAUUUGUCUCCUAAUUACCCUUAGGACAUUGCCAUUAAGCUUACAAGUUUUACAUAACGGGCAGAUGUUGCAGAUGAUGAUGUUGCUGUAAUUCACAUAAACAAGGAAACAUGUCCGUCAUCAUUUUAAUGUUAAAAGUCCAGUAUAAAAAGAUCAUAUACACCUUUCCUAUUGGGUCCUAAAGAUCCAGUAAAAACAUUGAGAAGACUUUGUAAACGCGAGAAGUUGGUAGCAGCUUUCAUUUUUUUUCGUAACUUUUUGGUGGCCCCCCAAAAUAUCUGUUGUACCCCCCGACUAAAAUUAAUCUGGAUCCGCCCCUGGAGAUAGAAAAUAAAGCUAAAAGCGAGGAUACUUGGAACAGCCUGAUGAAGUUGUUUGCAUCAGUGCAUCGCUCAUUGUGCAUUACAUUAAGUGCAUCCAUAACUUAUAAAAAGCGAUAUGUAUAAAUAUGUGUAAGUGGUGAAUCCGACAUGUUGAGCUAUGCAUUUGAUCUAUCUCGCCUAGAUGCGUACCCCAUCAGUGAGAUCGUCUACACCUGGAAGAAAGGUCCUCUGUCGUCUGUGGAGGUACCGCAGGAAUCAUCCAGUUUGCUGCAGUACGAUCUCAUUGGUCAGACAGUGUCGAGUGAGAGGCUAAAGUCAAAUACAGGUGAGCAGAGACCUGCUGGAAUGGAAAUAUGUCAUUUGAGAUAUGAAUAUGAAUGAAUAUUUGUCAUUAGUCAGUAAUGGUUUUUAGAAAUGUCUAAGUUUGCAUUUUGUUGCAGGUGUUAUCAUUUCUAAGAUCACCAGGAUCAACAUUUUUGCAUAAAACUGAGUUAAACACAUGAAUCGGUAUUCUAAUGGAAUAUUUGGACUUGUGUUUGCCAAUAAAAAGCUGAUUUACUUUCAAUAAAACAUUUUUUUUUCCCUUCAGGUGAAUAUGUCAUCAUGACUGUUCACUUCCACCUGCAAAGAAAGAUGGGCUUCUUCCUCAUCCAGACUUACAUCCCCUGCAUUAUGACUGUCAUCCUGGCCCAAGUCUCUUUCUGGAUCAAUAAGGAAUCCGUUCCAGCUCGGACUGUGUUUGGUAAGACAUCAUCCAGAUUGCUUUCCUCUCUGCUGUAUGAAGAAUAUCCAGAAUCUCCAUUUUAAAAUCUCCAUACAAAACAGGACUUUCUUUUUUAAAGCAGACUGAAGACAAAUAGAGUAAGAGCACAUGCUGAACAUUACUUUCCGGCUGCUUUGGAACCAUUUUGGACGAUCAGACAAACUAUUCUCAUGCCAGAUUAUUCAACAAAAUGAUCUUGCAGAUAAUGGAUCAGUCUUCUCCAUUGUCGGUUUUUACAAGACUAAAAUCAGUCAGAGGAUUGCGAUGUGGAGAAAAAUGGAAAUCACAUCAAUUUGCGGAGUAGAAAAAAAGUCACUGAGGUAUUUCUAAAGCGUUCCCUCUAAUGCAUGAGCCGAGGAGUUAGAUGAUGUGAGAGUUUAUCAGAAAGUUUCAAGAUUCCUCAACUUUAUUUUUAUUUAUUUAUUUAAUCCAAAUGAAAAUUCACUGGUUUUUAUCAGCUCACCGCCCACCACUUGACCUCGGUGUGUGCGUGUUUUUCAUUCUGCAAACUUUGAGCCGACAUACUCUCCUCUAUUUACUCCGAUAAGUUCAACUGCACCAGGAAGUCUGUGAAAUAUAACCUUCCUCCGGAGGACAGAGACAGACAGAGUCAUGGCGGGAUGGUUUAACCUUUCUUCAUUAUCUCAGUUCCUCCUCCACUCUGCUGCAGCUGAAUUAAUUGGGAAUAAAUGUCCUUUUUUGAAAAUUGGUCAUGGAAGGGGCCGAGAGAGGGAGGAUGUUUACUUGGCCCUCAUCCGAGCACUCACAGGUUCCGCUUGCUCAUAUUACAUUACGCUAGAGUUGCCAUCAAGCUCUAGCCUCGGGAGUGGAGAGGGUGAGAGACGCUGAACAAAGACAGAGACUAAGUGGGAUGGGGAGGGGAGAAGGGAAUGAGUAAACAGAACAUGGAGGGGUAAAAGUGUGCAGAAGAAGAGUGAAGAAAUCCCUGCCAUUUUAUGAUUCAUUUUCACUUUUGCGUAAUUUUUAACAAACUGCAGCUGAGCGGAGGAGCCUCUGCCGACUCUGUGAGUCUGCACUCGUCUUUGGAAGAGAGCCAGAUCUCCAACAAGCCUGCGCACUUCUUCAGAGAAUAGAUCCCAAUCAUUAGUGAUGGUGCAGAAGUUGAGAACCCCAUGCUGAAAGCACAUCUGUGGCAACUCAUUAACCUCACCCGUCCUGCUGUUUUCAUUUCACUCAAUAUUGAGGAGUGGGAUGGAAAAAAAACAUCUCUCUCUGUAUUGGCUGUUGUUAAAAAGAAGCUCGGAGCUAACCCGAGGGACCAUCCCUAUUUUAGAAGAUGUUUUAUUGAAGAAAUAAAAUACCACAUAUUGGAUUUUUUACGGCAGAAGGCUUAACUUUAUCUCCACACUGUGAUAAAGUUUGAUUCUUUUACCGAGGCGACCUGCUUAUGAGGUCUUUGAGCGCUCGGAGCUAGAAAAGCAGCUCCAUAUGUUUUCUGCUAUAAAGAACGGAAGGCGGUUUGUCCUAAAAAUACCGUUAUUGAAGCUUCUUUAAUGCGUUUGAUAUUGCAUGAGAUGACAAGUUAAAAUUGGAGGUAAAAGUGAAGGGAGGCAAAAUUCGCCAUAUGGACGUGCUCCACCCUGAUAGUGCUCGGAGCUCUAAGCCGUAGUAUGUGGUGUGCUGGAUUGUCAACAACCUCUCUAAGAGCUGAAAGUCCCUUGAGCACAAGUCUCACAGACUUAAUUGAGUGUGGCCUAAUUUGUACCUUGCUUUUUUCCUAUAAAAGCACAUAAACGCCCCAAGCGUUUCAUCUCUAUCCUGUCUUUAUACUUCAUCCCCCUCCCUCCCACACUUGUUCUUUCUUUUCUUUCUGUCUUUUUCUCUUGCCUCUCCCUCCUACCCUGACAGGCUUUCUUCACGUGUCCCUCCUCCCCUUUAGCGAUCAUUUAACUUGCGCUCAAGCUGAGACAGUCGGCGUCGGUUGUCUACAGAGUUGCUAGCUUUCACUGCUGGAGUGUUGUAUUGAGAGGAAAUGUUUCUGAGACAUUAGUAGGUGCAUUAAAUCCCCCAUAAGUUCCUCCACUGCUAAUGAAAUGUGCUACAACUACAGAGCGCAUUUGGUAAAAGCAUGGCCAGCAGUGCUCAAUGGACCUUUUUCCCUGCUUGCUUUAGCUUGAUGAAAGUGAAUUAGAUAUGUACUUUGUUAAUGGGCCAUUAAAACGGAUGUUCAUUGUCAGCAUCUUUCUCUGACUUAAUAAGGAUGGGAUCUGUGCAAGUCAGAGGAAACUCCUUUUUCCACUGAGUCAGAGGCAGGAUCUCACCUCGCGUCGAUUUCAUUUCACAUGUUCGGAUGUUUUGACGUCUCAAAAGUACGGGAAAUGCACCUGCUGCGGAUCCUUUUGUAUGGGCUCAAAACUCGAAUCAUUUAUCUGAGGGAAUUUAUGAAUGGUUUUCAACAUCCAUAUCGACUUGUUCUAGUUUUAUAUACUUUGAGGCUAAGCUCAAAGGGAUGCUCUCAGUCUGUGAUCCAAUCUGGAGCCAUGGCCUCAAGUUUACGAGAACUUUUGUCCGGCUUCAAAAAGAGAACAGCCUUUUUUUAGCUGACUGAAUUAUCAAAACACGCCAUUUUUAUCCAUUUCCAAAUCCCUGAACAAAUAUCAUUCACCUGACAUCUCCUUUUUCCCCAUUUCCAGUCUUCCACACCUCUCAUUAAGAAAUAAACAAAUGUUACUACAGCGGGUCAUCCUGCUUGAGCGUCUUCUCCAGAAUGUUUACAGAUAUUUGGCCUCCUUUUUUAGCGCGCCAGAGCAGGGGCAGGGGUUAGUCUGCUUAUGGAAAGAUUACUGACGUGACUUUUUGGCAGACCUCACUGAACUGAAAUGCCACUGUGCCUGGUGUUCUAGAUAUGUGCCGUGAAAUGAGGCUGCUGUCAUGUGUCAAAGGUAUUCUCUGGGAUCACCAGCAGUUUACACGCUCUGAUUGUUUUUCCUUUAAGCCGUCUUGAUGGUACAUGUUUUUUCUUCAAUACAGCUUCACUGUAAACAGUAUGUGCUUAAUUACUAAGACGAAUGAAGACUCUUGUUGAGUAAAACUGACAUUCAAGCGGUCAAUAUGCAAUCAAGCUUGAAACACAGUUGCUGCUGUCUCACAAUGAGGAUUGCCUGAAGAAAGUGAUGGCCAGCUUCUUGGUAUUUCACGUGUCGCCAGUGGUUGAAGAUAACUGACUAAAAGCUAAGACGAGGGGUAGGUGAUAUGGGCUAAAAAAUUUAUCACCUUAAGAUUUGCCAUCUGGGGAUAACAAUUAAAGUCCCAAUAAAAAAAUAUUAUAAUUCCAAUCUUUAUUUUUGAGUCAUUUUGUCUUAAGAGCAACCGAUUGGAGUAGUCAAAUGAGAUACUUAAUCAAAUGUUAAAACAUUGUCAACAUUUGUUGAAAACUCUUAUGGCACAGAGUUAACAGAUCUAGGGCUGCAACGAUUAGUCGACAUAAUCGAUUACGUUGACACGAAAAAUUCAUCGACACGAAAAUUAAGCGUUGACGCGUUGUGUUAUUGUUGUUAAGAAUCACAUGCCGGCGCCUCAUGCUCAUCUAUAACUGCAGUGCACUACAGGAUGUGCUGGGGGCAGUAGCGCUCGCUGUUUACAUCCCGCGAGCAAACACAGAAGAAAAGUGCACACAUUAUGGCAGCACAAACUGAAAAAGACGCUCCAAAACUCCGACCCAAAACUUCAAAACUUUGGGAACAUUUUACGGAGAACAAACAAAAAAAACACGUUGAUCAAAGCUCAGCUUUGCGACCAUGGCAGCACCACGGCGAUGCAUGAGCACCUGAAACGCCGACACUCCGGAAAUAGGUGUUUAUAAAUAAAGAAGAUAGUGAUUAAUCGUGAUUAAUCGUGAUUAAUCGGACGACUAGUCGAUAGAUUAGUAGACAAAAAAAUAAUCGUUAGUUGCAGCACUAAACAGAUCCACUGUCCGAUGUCAGGCAUACCUGAUUGCGCUCGUCUAAUCUUACACUUACCACUGCCACUGUACCACUACAUGGUACAUGUAUUUUUAAUACAGCCUUACUGUAAACAGUAUGUGCUUAAUUACUAAGACGAAAGAGGACUCUUAUUGAGUAAACUGGACGUUCAAGUGGUCAAUAGGCAAUCAAGCUUGAAACACAGUUGUAGCUGUCUCACAAUGAGGAUUGCCUGAAGAAAGUAAUGGCCAGCUUCUUGGUAUUCUUCUUGGUAACUAACUACACACAUCCAAAACCAACUAUUAUGUACGCACUUUUUUGACACUGAAUAUACCGAUAUGGGCAAAAUGACGUCAGUUAUUGUCGUAAAUUCAGGUAUCGGUAAAUUUUCGAUUUAUCGCCCAGCCCUAAUCCAAUAUAAGCACAGAAGCUGACCAUGUCAACAGAUAAUAUCUUUGUUUUUUAUGUUCCCCAUGAGUGACUCUCAUCUGUGUUUCUGGGAGGUCUCAGUUUCAUUUGAAAUAUCAGGUUACGAGCACUUAAGUCUGGCUUUCUUUAUCAAUAUGAACCACAAGGACACACAUUUUCUUGCGAUUUACUACAGUGAAUAUGUCCAAGGCUUUGAAAGUAACAUCGUGAAUAAACCUUAAGGAAGGAAUUCAGGAUCUCAUUUCUCUAGGACUUUUUGCCUUUUAUUUUGAUAGGACAGGACCAGGACCAGGUGUCCAUGCUGAGGUUUGUAGCCUCUGUACAUUGGGUACUUGCUUAUCAACUGGGUCAAACUAACUCCCUGGAGUAGGAAGUCAUUUCUGAUGCAUUCGAGGAAGUCUGGAAAUCUAAACCCUGUUGGACAUUUCUCCACAGAUAGUGGUAUCUCUUUAUGGAGAUGAAUGAACUAUCAUGAUAUUACUGCUAAUAAUGGCCAGGAUGUUGUUACAGUGGGUUGUGUUCCACCUGCUUUUGCUUAUCUGUUUUUCCUGCAUACACCAAAGCCUGUUAGUACUACAACUACAUAGUACUAAAGUCAGGACCCAAAGCAGAGAUUUGACAUUAUUUAUGCAGAAUCUAUUUAUAGGAAUCAAUAAAUGAUUUAUGUAGCGCCUUAAAUUCAAAAUUUCACAUUUCAGUGAUAAAGUUGCAUCCUUCCAGCUUUGAAUCGUGUCUGCAGCUAAUAAAUACUGAAGACAAGGGUUCUUCAAUUGCUUCCUCUCUGCAUUGCUGAAGUGAUCCCAGACAUUCUUUGCCAGAUGGUUGAUUUUGCAAAGAGAGAUGAAAUGGCAAUUUCCAAAAAGAGAUGCUGCAGUUGCUGCUUGCUGCCUUUGGUUAGAGGACUCAACAGAUUCGAUCUGUUGGUUGUGAGAAAAGGUGCGCUAAGGUCAAAUAAAGGGCUGGAUGGAAAAUUUACAUGGCAGUAUAUUAAAUACAUUUAUUUUCAUGUGCUCUUGUGCACGUCUUUGAGUGUAUAUUUCGUUCUUUAUUCAAUUGAAGCUGGUUGCUGUGAUCUUUCAUAAUCAGGCCCCUCUAUUGUUGUUCAUUGACAAACAUUCCCAUGUGUCGAGUCACAUGAUAACCAGGAACAAACAAAGACAUCCAGAUACUCCUCAUCUUCCUAGAGCGUCGCUGCUCAUCUAGCUGAGAGCAAGGUCAAUGGUAAAUAAUGUCUGUCAAUUCAGAUACAUCCAUCAUUUCACUUUAAUUCAAUGACACUAAAGGGGUAAUGCAACAUUUUGAGCCUUAUAGACAUAAUGUAUCCUACAUUAAUCGCUGGUUGUUACUGUUCUAGAGGUGGCUUAUAGAAAAAAAAGCAAAGUAACACCACAGUCUCGGUCUUUAGAUGUUUGUUAAAGGGGUAUUCUGGUUUAAAAUUAAGUUAUGGUCAAACACAACGUAACACCUCGAGAGAUGAAUGUUGGCGCCUGUUUGCUUCUCUAGUUAUACCAACUUGAGCAACGACUGAACGAUAGCAAUACACAUCGGUCUACGUCUCCAUGCACAAACCUCAACCAAUAUAUAGCAAUAUAUGCUCUAUAGCAACAAAUAAUGCUCAGAACAGCACCUAACUUCAUCAACAGUACAUAUAGGGUCCCAGCCAUAGUACUAGUCGUCAAACAUCUUUUUAACUUUGCCUAAUUUCUUUAGCAAAGAAACUAAUCACAACUCACCUACUCUCUUCCAGCAGCCGCUUGUUUGUGGGGGAGCCCUGAUAAGUCAAUCACUGAGUGCAGUGGAUCAUUUUCAUGAAGUAAUAAUCAUAAUAAUCAUUUUGCACUGCAGACGCAGGAGUUCUUCUGCCUUUGGGUCUCGGUCUGAUUGCAUUUCCAUGAAGUAAUAAUCAUAAAUGUUCUUCCUUGAGCUGCGAAACUCCGCUGCACUCUGUGAUCGACUUGUCAGGGCUCCUGCCACAAAAAGCAAGGUUCAAAGAGAUGAAAUGACAAACACUGUGUCAUUCUUAACUUCUGUCUCCUCACUGUUUGCAGGUAUCACCACUGUCCUGACCAUGACAACCCUCAGUAUCAGCGCCCGCCACUCUCUCCCCAAAGUCUCCUACGCCACAGCCAUGGAUUGGUUUAUUGCUGUUUGCUUCGCCUUCGUCUUCUCCGCCCUGAUUGAGUUUGCAGCUGUCAACUACUUCUCUACUCUGCAAGCCAACCGGGAGAUGCGAAAGGCGGCAGCCAUGAAGGCAGCGGCACAGGAGGCAGCAGCUGCAGCUGUAGCUCCGGCUGCAGCCACGGGGAACGACACAGAAGUUUCCUCUGUAAGUCCUGAUGACUUGUUGUUUCAUACCUUGGCUUUCAAGUGUAACAGGCUGGUUGUAUUCAUGUGGAGAAACCUCAUUGAUGUUUACUCACACUGAACAUGAAUGUGCUGCUGAGCUGCAACUGGGUGAGGUGCACCGUUUUUAAAGAAUCUUCAUCUCUUUGCUGAAAUCAUCGAUAGGCGUAUGUUUCCGGAACCAAAACCACUAUGGUUGCCUUGAGCUAUGGAGGAUUCUGAUAAGAUCAUGUCUGUUUCAGAGCUGACAGGGUUUUGAUUUUUAGAGCCAAAUAUGCCUGUGGUUGUCUUAGUUACAACAUCUGUUGAAACACAGAGGAGGUCUUGCAAAUUCACCCUUAUUUAUUUUUCCACUUUAGUUCUGGUAUAUACUCAUCAAACACGUCUGUGAUGAAAGACUGAAGACUGAAGGCAUUUGAAAGAGAGUUUUUAACUCAGUAUUUGGCAAGUUUCUUGAGUCAUCCGUCCAACUCACUGCUGGAUCUGGAAGUUUUUGACCAUUUGUUUAAGUCAGCUUGCUUAAACAGCAGUCACUAUAUUGGGUGUCCAUUUGCCCGACAGCCCAUUGCAUUACGCCAUACGUCUGUUGCCAAACUGCAUGCAUGCUUAUGUCCCCAGAGUUUAAAAACUGCAAAAGGAUGUUAUUCUAGUCCAUCUACCCUAGUCUGCUCUCUGACCUGCCUUGUGGGCAACAUCUAAAUUUGAUGUAGCCUUGUGGUUGUCUUAUAUAGAGUGGGUUUGAGUAAGCAACAUAUGAUACAGUUUUAAAAGAAGGAGUGCAAGAGUUCUGGGCAUAGAACAGCAAUUGUGAAAGAGUUGUCUUAAAGGGACAUUCCGGAGUAAAAUUAAUUUAGGGUCAAACACACUGUAACACCGAGUUAAACACCCUGUCGAGAGAUGAAUGUUGCAGACCACUUGCUUCUCUAGUUAUACCAACUUUAGUAACAAGUGCAGAUAGCAAUACAGAGAGCCACACAACUCACCCGUGGCUCUCUUUAUUGCUAUCGUGCAGUCGUUACUAAAGUUGGUAAAACUAGAGAAGCAAACAGUCGGCAACAUCCAUCCGUUGACAGGGUGUUUAACUUGGUGUUACGGUGUGUUUGACCCUAACUUAAUUUUACGCCAGAAUAUCCCUUUAACUGCACCAAAUUAACAGUUUAUGCUUGGCUAAAAUCGUAAGAGUCAGCUGAUCAGUGGUCACCCAACGUGGACUGGAGCAGAGGGUGGACUUUCGUGCACUGGCUUUUCCUUCUGUUGAAAGUAUUUCAGCUUUAGCCAUUGGCUUUGUUAUGAACUGACUUACAACACACUAAAGCUUAGAGCGUUCAAUUAUUCAUGCUUAUUCUUAUGGAUAUCUGCAUUUCUUUGCCGAUAAGAAUAGUGUCAUGAGAUUUUUUCUUAUAUGGAGGACAAAAAAGAGACAAAUGAAAUAUUAAAAAUACAUCUUUAAAUAAAUGCUUACAUGUCAUUAAUUAAUCAAAAUAGGAAAUAAAUACAUAAAUGUGUCAUUACUGUAUUGAAAUACCAGUUCAUUCAAUGUUAAAACAUAUAUAAUUAUUUGACUAUUUAAUCAAUUUUUUAAUGGACCUGUGUUGCGGUGCUGCAUGAAUUUAUUUUAUCCGUCAAACUCACCCAUCAAAGUUAGUGGGCAGAUCCUAACACCUGAUUGGUUACCCGGCACAUCAAGUUAAGACAAAUCGACUCCAGAUAAUGGAUUGAUGCAGCGGUCAAUACGGUCAAUAUCUUAGUUAAAGAGUGUGGGAAUAACUUCAAAAAAGUCACUUAAUUCCUCUGCUUUACAGUCUACAUGCUCUUGGUCAGCAUACUUAAACUUUUUUCGAUCACAGCACCUUUUAAAACUGCAUAAAAUCUCAUGCCACCCCAGUGUAAAGUACAAUUACUAACGACCCUGCAGAGCCUCACUGUUUAUUCAAAUGGGACAGUAUCAAUGAACACAGCAUAAUACCAACUGAAAGUGCACCAGAGAUAAGCAGGACUGUUUCUUUCCAUCCUAAGUGCGAGUUUCCAUCCAUGCCUGCCCUACACAUACACAUGCACAUGCACACACUAAUCCGCAAAGAGAGAGGAAGAGAGAUAGGCCUACAAGCGCACAGCCGGCUCGCACUCACUGGCAUCUACCUUUGCGACAUUUGGUGCAGACUCAGAGCUGGUGGACGAAGGCUUUCACAAACUCUGCUAGGUCUAAAAUAUCAAUAACCAACUCCUCAGAAAGUUCGAAGCAUUUCCUCUAUAGACGCUUUGUUUGAAAGACUUUGGGCUUUAGACCGAAGUAAUGGAUCACACUAGAUCAGCAUUAGUCCCGCCUACUGACUUUGAUAAGAGAGUUUGACGGAUGAAAUAAAUUCAUGACACACUGCAAUACAGGUCCAUGAAAUAAUUAGUUAGAUAGUGAAAUAAUUAUAUAUGUUUUUACAUUGAAUGAAAUGAUAUUUCAAUAAAUUUAUGACACAUUUUAGUAUUUAUUUAAAGACGUAUUUAUAUAUUUCAUUUUUUUCUUUUUGUCCUUCAUACCUGAAACUCAAACUAUAUUCUGACAAAAAUAAAUCAUGCUUAGAUAAUUUGAUUGAUAUUAUAGACCUGCCAGGAUAAACAGACUGAAAGGCUGCAGGUAUUCAGGUUUUACUAACAACAACUUGUCAGUCAGAAGUGAGCUUUAUGGAUGUUUGUUCAGCAAAUCUAUAGCUUGAUCUUAGAAAGGGUUUAUGCUGUAAACAUUGGUGAAAGUCAUACAGCGUUGUAGUUAUAGUCUGUUCUGCUUUUCGGCUGUGUUUUGUCUCGGAGAGGACGUGAUGCAACAUCUGUUGCAGUGUGUCUCAUUCAAAGGUGUAAACUGGGUUAACCCAAAUAAAUAAAACAUUUCCUGUAGCCUGCAGUACUGAAGUUGGGUACAUUUCUAGAUUUAUACAUAUAAUCCUGUGUCUUUCUGCUCUGUUCCACACUCAUCAUGCGUCUUUCAUCUUUGGAGUUCGACUUGCUCAGUUCUUGUCACUUGCUAAUCUUGUUUCGACGUCCUCCUCCUGUCUGUCAUUUUCUGUUUGUCUCUUUUUCCGUCUUAAUCCUUCCUCAGCUGUUUGCCCUUAUGUAACACUUUCACUUCGCUGUUUUUUUUUCUAUUUCAAUUUACUUUAUUUGCACGGUAUGUAAACACAUCUGCUUCACAUGGGAUAAAGUAAAGAGUGGAUAAGGAAAAAGAAAGCAGUGAAAGAACUAGUUGUAACUAUGGGUGGGAGGAAAAAAUCAAUACAGCGUGGUAUAGCGAUAUUUUGUCUGAUGAUAUAUUGUAUCGUCUCAUUUAUCAAGAAUCGAUUUUUUCAUAUUAAUUGCUAAUAUGAAGUCAAAUCUAUGAUAAUGGAAAAAUAAAAUCAACUGUUUGUCCAGUGAAGUUGGCAGAGGUGACAUUAUAGAGCAGGAAAAAGUAAAGCAACAAAUAAAGCAGCACUUGGGGAAAGACAUGAGGAAUGCAAACAGGGCACAAAUGACAUGGACCUGACACAUAAAGUUUGCAAGGUGUAGUACAUGAAAAUAAGAUACGUUGUAAAUAAGACGGACGUUAAGUAAAGACAAAUGCUAAAUUAGCUAAACAGUUGAACAAAUUGCAAUAUAUUGUAUCGCAAUACAAUACAAUAUCAUAUCGUGGCCCAGGUAUCGUGAUAUUAUCUCAUCGUGGGGCAACUGGUGAUUCUAACUCCUCGUAAAAAGGAAGCUUAUAGGUACAUGAACAUGAACGCUUUUUAAUCUCCUGAUAAACAAUUGGACAGAAUCAAAUCUUACUGGACCAUACCAAAUUGUGUCAUGUCAUAUAUUGCAUCGUAUUGUAUUGUACAGUAUCAUGUUGUGUUGUGCCUCACUGUAUCAUUUCUUACUGUACUAUAUUGUGUGGUAUCAUACUGCAUCCUAUUGCAUGGUGUUAUUUUGUAUCCCACCGUUUUCAGUUGUAUUGUUUAGUGUUGAAUUGUAUUGUAUCGUAUUUUAUCGUAUCGUAUCGGGUUGUAUCGUAUCAUACCGUAUUGUAUCAUAUCAAACUAUAUUGUAUCAUACUGUAUCGUAUCGUAUCGUACUGUAUCAGAUUGUAUCGUUUCGUAUCAUAUCAUAUCAUAUCAUGUUCGUGAUUAUGUAUAGUUUUCAGUCCUUCCAGUGUUGGCCUGCUGGAUACAAAAUAAUCGCAAAGACAAAUCUUUACAUCAUGACAGAUCUUCCCAUGUGGACAUCGCAGUAUGUUGCGUUGUUAUGUAUCACAUUGCAGUUAUCAUAUCGUGCGUCAUUCUAUUGCAAUGUUUUGUCGCACUAUUCCAGCUUUUCCUAUCGUGUUGUUCUGUAUCAUGUCAUUUAUUAUUCCUUAGUAUCAAAAUGUAUGGUAUUGAAUCCUAUUGCAUCAUAUAUUAUAUCAUUUCAAAUCAUUGUAUUAGGUCCACUAUUGCUUUUAAAUGUCCUUUAUUGGUUCCCCCCUUUAAGCAUGCACACACACACACACACACACACACACACACACACACACACACACACACACACACACAGAAAAACUGUACUAACAUGUGACAUUAUCCGGCUUUUUUUCUGUGUUUAUUCCAGCUCCCUGCUGUGCUCUUCAUGUGAGCCUUCCAUGCUCUGAACACACACACUCCCUCUCUCUCUUUAUCCCACAUGCAAACACAAACACAUCUCUUCAUCACACUUCUUUUGCCUCUUUCCUUUUUCUUUUUGCUUGAAUAUAUCACAAGAAAUCAUGUCCGCUAUAUUUGUGCCUCUUAGUCCGACACAUCAACACGUAAUCCCUAGUGCAAACUCAAACUAAUAUACACAUGCGCAUAAUCUGAAGUACAUGAAGCCCCUCUCAUCCAUACAUAUCAGUAAUCACUCAAUACAAUAACUCAUCCACUCAUCCAUCCAUCCAUCCGCAGUUUAUCUAUCAUCCGUCCAUCCCUCUUGCCCAGUCCUCUAUUCUGCCCCAUAACUAAGAGAUAACUGCAGAGAGUGACACGAGGAGACAGGCAGGGACUCUGUAAACGAUGUUGCCGCAGAUUAUGUAAGAACCAUAGAUUAAGGGAAUAUCCGGCAGAUCACUGAGGGUUCAAAAGGAGGAGGAGGGCAGCCACCACAAUGAGGCCGAUUAAGGGUGGUGUUGAGAUAGCUGGCCCAGCGUGGCUUUCUGUUGAGCGGGCACAGAGAGAUGGAUGCGAGGGGCCAGCGUGGUUUGUUUUUCUGCUGUGUGCUUUCUGUAUGUGCAUGAGAACGAGUUUCACUGAGAGAAAGAGAGAGUGGGAGGGAUGCAUCAUGGAAAAUGACUGCUUUCAACAAAUAUGUAGGAGGGAAGACUCUUCAUUACACAGUGAAAAAAGGGAAAAAAAGAAAAAAAAACAAUGGUGUAUCAUUGGGAAUAGAAAUAGCCUUCCACUCGUCACGAUUUAAAACACUACGACCUGUUGUGACUGUCAGGUACAGCUGUAACAAGGAUGGAAACCUCACAGCAAACAUAAGAUAGAUGGCGUGUUUAAUGAAUAAAAUAUACAACCAUAAGCACAAAGGCGAAGGGGGUGUUUGUCAGUGUGUGUAAAGGGCACUGCAUGCAUUGUCAGUGUGGUGUGUGUGUGUAGGUGGUGCAGUAUGUGGUGCAGGAAAUUAACAGAAAAUAAAAACAGUCGUGGGAGGAAAAGAAGAAAGAAAGAGAGAGCGAAAGAAAAAGAAGGAGACCCUUAUUUAUAGGCUCAGCCACAGGUGCUAGCACUCACACGAUUGGUUAACGCUGCUCAGGUGAGGCGACGUGCGUGUUCAAGCAGGAUACUUUUAUUUUUGUGAGUUCGACCUUACAUCAGAGUGCACUGUUUAUUAGUUAGAAGGACUGUUACUAUUUUUGAGGUUGGAAAAGGUACUAACAACAAAUACGCUGUGUAUCAUAGAUGCGUGGAAGAGUGUGAAACUAAAAGGAGACAUUUAUUAUCAACAUUGGAAAUCAUUGAGGUAAAUGCCAGUCUGGUAUUUUGUUUCUGUGUGGUGGUUUUUGUGUUUCAUGGCUUGCAUUACAAAGUGUUGGGAAUCUCAAUUGGCAGGAAAGUCUGAGGUGUUGUUCUUGCUCUGAUUUGCAUAUAUAUACAGUGGCAACACUUCUAAUACACGAACCAUGAAGAAUUAAACUGAGAGAAAGUGGCAGCAAAUUCAGAGACAAAGGCAUCUCCAAAAUACACAAACGAAAAAGAAAAUUGAUAGGAAAGGGAGCUGAAAUUAAUAAAAUGGGUUUAAAAACAAGAAAACAUACACAUUUAGUACUUUGAUGGGUCUGUAUAUAGCCUGUGAAACUUUCAGGAGUCACUUUGAUGACCUGGUUCAUGGCUGGAUUUUGGUUUUGGGCUAAAACCACCAAAUCUUUGACACACAUCUGGACUGUCACGGGAACUUGAACAUUUAUGGUAUUCCUUGUUGUCUUUGCCCCAAUGUCAUGUCCGACUAAAGAAAUAGGGAUGUGUGCAUUAACUCGACUAUAUGAUCACAUGCUGCACCAGAAUUACGAGUAGGGCUGGGUGAUAUGGCCUCAAAGCAAUAUCAGGAUAUCUCCUCAUCUGUCUUUCCAUCUUUGUUAUGGACUGGAUGGGGUGGAGUCAUGUCUCUGACGUAGGACAGCGUCUUAGAGGGACAUGAGACCAUAGCCUACCUACACACAUCCAAAACCAACUUUUAUUUAUUCACUUAUUUGACACCGAAUAAACUGACAUUGGCAAAAUGACGUCUGUUAUUGUCAUAAAUUUUGGUAUCGGUAAAUUUUCGGUUUAUCGCCCAGCCCUAAUUACUAGUCAAUUAAAGUAAGUAGCGUUUUCUCCUCCAUCUAACUAGGCCUGUAGCUCCAGCCAAAAGCCACAAUGCUAUGAUACUCUACUAUCUGGAUGUAAACAAACACAGCAGGUAGUUUGUAUCCUGCAGCGCUGCACAGUUUGAAUUGGAGAUAAGGUGGGCAUAGGCUUUGUCUGGUUGAAUAAUCUCAAUGAUUCCAGACAUGUGAAUAUUCUAGGGCUGUAAUCAACCAAAGAAGUUCUUGGUCGACUAUUCAGAACUUUGGUCAACUCAGCAUGUUGACCAAUAAGUCGACUAGGACUUUACAGCCCUACAAUGUUAGUCUGCAAGGAAGACCAGACGCUUUUAGUGCUAGCCUUGCUAACAAUGGCCACACUUGGAGAACCACUUUCACUGACAGUAGAUGGUAUAAAUGCAAACUGUGAAUGCAUUAAGUGCUUUUCUAUAUGCAGCUAACAAUCAGCUUUAUUCUAUCUGUCAGAGGUUCAGGUUUAUUUAUCCAGCACUCCCUUCUGUUGAUGUUUUAUGAACAUAACAAUGAAAAGAGUGUUAAAGCUGUAUAUCCAAGACACUUGUUGCCAUGCCUCGGAUGAAUCAAUAGAGAAGGUACAUUAAUAUACAUAUAUCUAUAACUGCCACCCACUAAUAAUGAUCCAAAUGUGUAUUCACUCCUACACAACACCUACAGAGUUUAACCUCCAUAAACCUUUUUCUUUGCCUUAUGAGCAGUGCACAGAUAGAGUAACUUUACACCGACACUCAUGAGCGCUCUUCAAUGUAGCUUCCAUCCCCCUCCCUCAAAACACAUGACUAACUUAUCCUAGUCCUCCUCCUGACAUCCAUCUGUCAUACCUGUGUCAAAGUGGGGCUAAUGAAUAACAAAGCAGUGGAUAAAGAGAAGUGGGACCAACAUGAGCAAUUUGCGGCAUGGCUGCUGCUCAUGGGUGCUUUACGCAGCAGGCUCUGCCAUCAGUGUGGGAAUGUGGUGUGAAUGGGACAAUAUGGACAUAUGGACACGGUCUCUGUGAUGCCACCCAUUGGUUUUUUGGAGGCAGACUCUGACACCCCCAAGGCUUUAUUUUUCCCUGCAUGAUAUUGCUGCUUGCAAUGCACUUCUGAUCUUUACUUUGAGAGAAAACAGCAUUGGGAAGCACAUAUACAUGAAGCUGCAGCAGGAUUUAAAGCCAAAAGGUGGAAAACGUUGCAGAUGUUUGCCAGCAGGGAUAAAGCCCUCCCAGAUUUGAACCUUUUUUCCAGUUUCUACGUGAGUUGGAAGUAGAAAUCAGCAUUUUCAAUAUGGCUGCCACCACUACUGGGCUUUACCCUCUCCUCGUGUGUUAGGGUCUGCACUGGACUGUUUUUGUUUUUAAAAGAACCACAUAAACUAGCUUUUUUGCAUCAAGACGUUUUGAAUUUAUCAGGAACCUCUAUUUCAACAAAAUGAAAAUAAAAAAAUCCAAUUGGCUAAAUUAUAAAAUGCUCUUAAUAAAAUUAUGGCACGUGUCAUGUUAGGGUCGCUGUUGACCCGGUUAGAUUAAAUAUCAAUGAUUAGAGCAAAAAUUGAAAUCAUAAGGGCACUGACAGGCACCGCACUGACAGUAAGAUCCUUUUCCAAUCAUGUGAGAUUUAGGGAAUUCUCAUUUAACCAUGUUUUUACCUGCACAAAAAAACAACGUCGGGCAAUGAAGUAUAGAUAUCUGUAUGAGGGGUAUACUGACAAAGAAAGGUGCAGAGGCCCACUACAAAAACUAUCAUAAGCAAUAUUUUCAUGGAUAAUACCUAACAAGGUAACCUAGAGAUGAGAACCAAAUUGGAUGAUAGAGGAUUUUUUUUAGUGUCAUUUGCAGCUGAUUUAAGACACGGGUCAAAACCGACCCUUAACAUAGUGGGUGUAUAGUAAAAGCUAACACAGGAGGAAGGAUACAGCCCCUACUUACAAACCAGCCAAUGACAUGACUGAAAUCAGGUAUUUUAUAAGUAUUCCACAUUUUAUACAUCCAUGACUUUAGGACACCAACCAGUCACAAUAGGAAACAAAUAAACCUCUAUUUGAGUUUUAGUCCCCAUAUACUAAUUAACCUUGACCUUAUACAUUAGCUGUUAUUCCACAUUGGGAAACAUACUAAGCAAUCAGAUAGAGGCAUUCAUUUUCAUCAAGUGAUGAGUCAGCUUAACAAUAGCAUGACCAGCUGUCAGAUCAUCUGGACCCACUCCCUUUAAUAGCCAUUCCUGCCUCUCAUGCUAUUGUAAUGUUCAACAAAUCUAUAUCAGUUCUGUUGUACCCGCUCUGCUAUGUCACAAUGACUCUUUUAUUCUUUUUUUUUCUGUGAGAGGUUGAAAUUUAUUUAUUUAUCCAUCUAUUCAUUUUCUCUACCACAGACAAAGCCAGAAGAAGCUGAGGAUAUGAUACACUUUUUCACCAUGUCAGCCCCUUUAUUGUCUCUCUGACGCCUGGUACUUGUCAACUAUAAGCUGAACAUUUUAAUUAAAGAUGAUUUUUCACUGAGUAUAUACAUAGAAAGAUCUCUUAAUCUAUAGAGCACCACCCUCUAUAUGUUGAGCUUCUGUUCAGAUGUAAAGAGAAAAGAUGCCCUGCUGUAUAUGACUCUCUUUUCUCCCUGUUAGCUGCAUGUUUCCAUGGUUACACUCACUCCUGACGUUGAACCGUCAUAGAGAUUUGCAGCGACAGAAAGAUCCCACUAUAUCAAAUCAGCAGUCAAAAGUUGAACAUCUAAAGAUAGCAGCAUCACAAAUAAAUGACUGUCUUUGUGAAAGAGCAGCAGUUCAAAGUCAGAUCAAAACAGCAUCAUUUAAUUAUAAACAUUCAGGGAAGUUAUUAAUUUUACAUUAAUUUGAAUCUUGCAUUUUUAAGUAUGUCAAAUUUGGUCCAAAUCAACGAUCCAUGAAGCUAAACAAGUCCUCGUUUGAGUUGGCCAGCUUUUACGGUUUGAAGAGCUCUCCUUGGCCAGAGGGCUGUCAGAGUUCCUCAACCUUUGGGGGGACAUGUAAUCCUGUGGUCAUGCAAAUCCAGCCUAAAUCUCAUAAAUUUAGUUCUGCUCCAAGAUUGCAGUUUGGCCAAAAGCGAAUGUGAACAAAGUGUGCCCAACAGCAGGAAUCAGGACAGAUGGGUGAAAUCUAGGUUUUGCAGUCCUAUAUACUAGAGAGGAAUAAUUUAUAACUUAAACUGGCUCAUAUACUCUACCCUAAUGUCUGCAACAGUCUUAUCUAUUUAAGACUGUGUCUCGGUCUGAUUGCAUUCCAUAAAGUAAGAAUCAUAAAUGUUCUUCCUUGAGCUGCAAAACUCUGCUGCUCUGAUGAAGUUAGGUGCUGUUCUGAGCAUUGUUUGUGGCUAUAAAGUGGCGUUUUGGUUGAGGUUUGCACAUGGAGGCGUAGACCAAUGUAUAUUGCUAUCGUGCGGUCGUUACUAAAGUUGGUAUAACUAGGGAAGCAAACAGUCUGCAACAUUCAUCUCCAGGGGGUGUAUAACUUGGUGUUAUGGUAUGUUUAACCACAACUUCAAUUUCAAAGAUCUUGCGUGUUGUUAUAAAAUAAUUUUACACAAAGUCAAAAAGAAGAAAAAAUAUUGCGAGACAGUGCGACCCUCUUAAAUCUACAUUGUCAAAAUCACUCCGUCUUCAGAGAACAGAACAUUACAUACUCCUCACAAUACUUAGUUGCAUAAGAAAUCAAUGGAGUCACUCCAAGAUACAAAGAGCUUGUUUGAUCCUCAAUCCUGUUUAUUUAUAUAGUCCUUCAGCACACAAAUGCAUACCAUCUUCUGGGGUUUUUAUAUAAAGGGAAGCUCCUCUAUUUCACUCUCUCUGACUCUACCUACAGGCAACUCUGUGUUCCUUGACCCAUUUCCCAGGCGUACUCUCCCUCCCUCUCUCUCUCCGUACAGAUACUGUAGCUGAUUUACAACUAUUGGAGCAGGGAGCAUGUGCUGAGAUCUUGCUGGUUUACUGAAAGUUGAUGAGGCAUAGCGAUAACCAUGUGUCAAUACACUGUGAGCCUCUCUUGUUUAAUACGUUUUGUUUUGCUUCCCACAACUGCAUCAAUCUUCAUGGACGGGGCUGAUUGAAAUCACAUCAAAUCAGAAACAAAACAUCAUUGAUUUCCUUUGUUGGGCUUAAUUACUUUGGUACUCAUUGGUAUUCCAGACGGAUUUUUGUAGAGACACGAGCACAUUUCCCAUUCACUGAUCAGCUCUCAGCUGUGUAAAUGCAGCUUUAACAUCAGGACAAGAUAAUUCUUGAUUUUUUUUUUUCUUAUUGCAUAAUUUGGCUUAAUUUUCUUUUUGUAAUUAUGCUAUAAGAUAAUCUUUUAUGAUAAGAUGUUGAACUUUUUCAUAAGGAACCAGUUUCUACGACAUUAUUAGAACAUAAAAUACAACAUUUUAUAAUGCCCUAGGUACAACAGCAGAGUACGAGUUAAUUAUUAAUACCCUUAUAUUACACCAUGCAAUAUUCUCUUUAAUGUGAAAUCCCUCUAACAUAUCCUAUAUGUUUCCUCCCUUCCUCUCCAAGGUGGAUGCCAGCAGUGUUCUGAAGAAGAGGAUGAACUCUGCCCCUAUAUUUGACCGCCCUGCAAAAACAUUUCCUAACCCACCCGUCAAUGCCCAGGCCUUUCUACAGCAGGGUUCAGCCGUACCGGCCAACAACGUCCUGACUGGCACCAGCAUCAUCGACAAAUACUCCCGUAUCCUCUUCCCACUUUCGUUUGGCGCCUUCAACUUGGUCUACUGGAUCGUCUAUCUCACCAAGGACACCAUGGAGAUGUCCAGGUGAACAGAUGGCACGGUUCUUACAAAUAAUGCCAGCUCCUUCACUUUGAUGAUAUUUCCCUGCUGAAGUCCUGCGAAACCUCUGCCAGGCUACUUUAAAACAUAUUCGGAGAUGAUUUAUUGAAUGUGUGUGAGUGAAUGUGUCAGAAAAGAUGGCAACGGAUUCUGGGUAUCUUGGCUGUUAGCCAUGUGUCUAAAAUAUGAUGCUCCAUGUAUCUCAAAAAAUUAGCAGGAGCUUGUUGAAUUAAAGCCAUAUGUCAAAUUUUCAUCACUUGUGCAACUGACAAUUAACUGUGUGAAUCAGCAGCAGUUACAUUAAGGCAGUCAGGGCCCCAAAACCUCAUAUACAGGGAAAAAAAUGUGGUUUUUGUUUAGAUAAGUGCAAGUGAACUUUUAAAGAAGGCAGCAAUGACGAUCAAACCACUUCUCUGGGAUUACAGUUGCAGGUUUUUUUUUUACUCAUUUGACAGAACCGACUUCCAAAAACAGAUUGUUUUUUUUUAGGAGAUUCAUACCCCCUAACCUGACUGAAACACCACAGCAAAACAAAACAAGAGCAUCCAGAAAUAGUCUUACUUUCUGUCAGCUUUGGAGUACUUGAGUCCAGGACUUGUGUAGCUGCUGCAUUACUGGCAGUGAAUGGGGAUCUGGAUAAAUGUAUAAAGGGAUCAGGAAUAGAGGACUCUGACUCAGUUUCAACUCAGAUUGGACUCCAAGUACAGUCUGCAUUGCAUUAGGGUUCGGGAGAUGGAUAGGAAGACAUGUUAUAUAAAUAAAUAUAAGGCCCUUAUAAUUUGUUCAAGUUAGCUGGCUUGUGUGCUCGCUCAUGUGCUAUCUUGUCCAGCUUCUGUUACUGCCAGGAUAAGAAAACUCUAUGAAUCUAAAGUAACAUGUAGCAGAGAAACAUGCUGGAAAUGUAAAAGAACUACUAACUACUACUCAGUCAAUAACAAAGAUCUGUCCAGGUGGCGAAUUUUUUUGUUGUUGGAUGGUAGGGGAAGCUCCCGCCCUCCUUCGCCUCUGAUUGGCUAGAAGUUCUGGGCUCUGAUUGGUUGUUGUCUGUCGGGUUAGGAUUAGGGUUAGGAGAUUCAGAAGAGUGAUAAUUUUCUGUAAUGUUCUGUUCGAUGUACAGGCUGACAACCCUCAUUUGGCUUGAGUGUGUGAUGACGAUUCCAGCUUUUCUAGCCAAUCAAAGGUGAAGGAGGCGGAACUUUCCCCUACCGUCCUACAAAAAAAAAAAAAAAUCACGUCUAGGUGCAACUAGAAAAGAAAGUGAGGCAGAAGAACUACCGCGUCUGCAGUGCAAAAUGAUUAUUAUGAUGAUUAUUACUUCAUGAAAAUGAUCUGCUGCACUCAGUGAUCGACUCGUCAGGGCUCCCCCAACAAACAAGCAGCUGCCGGAGGAGAGUGGGUGAGUUGUGUUUGGUCUCUUUGCUAAAGAAAUCAGGCAAAGUUAAAGAUAUAUUUGAUGGCUAGUACUAUGGCUGGGACUCUAAAUGUUCUGUUGAUGAAGUUAGGUGCUGUUCUGAGCAUUAUUUGUGGAUAUAGAGUGGCUUUUUGGUUGAGGUUUGCACGUAGAGACAUAGACCGCUGUGUAUUGCUAUCGUGCGGUCGUUACUAAAGUUGGUAUAACUAGAGAGGCGAGCAGUCGGCAACAUUCAUCUCUUGGGGGGGGGGGGUGUCCAACUCGGUGUUAUGGUGUGUUGGACCAUAAUAUAGAUUUAUGCUUGAAAUAUCCCUUUAAUGCACGAAAUACAGCUCUGCAAGUUCAUUGAUAAUCAAAUAUCUAAAUACGCAGAUUCAGAAUCAGUCUGAACCUAGAGUUACUUAAUGAAAUAUGUUUGUUGCACUUUUAAAAAGUCCAACACAGCCAGUCCAACUCAUAAUAAGAAUAAUGAGGACAAAUCUGAAUCCGGGCAUAUGCCUUCUUGAGAAGUGUGAGCACACAGGUUGCACUUGAUAAUCACAAUUUGCCUGCUUACUUGCGUGCCAUGAAUGAUUCACCUGUACUGCCUAAGUUGACAUUUCAUCACAACAUCGCUUCCAUUGUGCAACGUUCCCCCGUCCUACGGCAGCCAACCAGCUUAAGCAUCCAGCAGACGGGUUGCUGCUGUGAGAAUUCAAACGCGGCCAAACUCCUUAAACUCCUUAAUCUUGAGUACAAAGUGUUCUGCAACAGUGCUUUAAAAUUUAAUCAAAAUGAGAUUUUAAUGAACGGCUUUGAUAAAAUCAGUAAAAAGUUUUCUAAAUCUGCGCACAGUGUUUAUUCUUUGGCAGCUCACAAAGCUGAUGCUCAUGUCUGGUAUCAUCAGAGCUGCUUUUUCUGGACGUUUGUUUCCAAGGUAAUCAUAAACUGUUCAUAGACUCAGGCGGCAGGUAAUCUCUUCUUAUUAAGCUCUUAUUUAAGGAUCAAAUCAGCCGAUUCAAUCCCUGUUUUUGAACUUCUCCAGUCAUAAAAAGAUGGUUUCAUUAUACGUCUUGUAAGUUAAGUGAUUAACUUGAACUUGUUUUUUCUUGCUUUGAUUAUUUAAGCAUGUCUGGGUGUGUAGGUAUGUGUGUGAUGGAGAGCAGUGUAGAUGUACAGCAUGUUUCUGUCUCCAUUUAUGUUUGUUUCCCUUUUUUUCAUGUGUGUCUGCCAGCCUUUGCGCUCAUAUAUUAUUCAGCAGCCACACAAAGCUUUUGCAGCUCUAAUUAUUUACCAUAUGGCUUUUCUAAAUGCAUCAGCAUAGUUGAAGAAUGGUCACAGGCUUUGAACAGUCAUUGGAUUAUAAUUGCAUUGCAAGACCACCAGGCAAUACUGGCAGGCUUUGUAUUUGUCAUUCAGUGUUUUGCAAUGUGUCCAGCACUGCACUGCCAAUAGGCUGAAGUCCUAAUAGCCUGUAGGUGUUUGUUUUCCUCAUACACUGUGAACUAUAGCUCCAAUGAUGGCACUAAAAAGCACACUAAAUCCUAAUUUGUAUCUUGAGUAGCAUUGCAAAAUAUGUUUUUUAACCUUCCAUGGGCUAUUUACAAGGUAUACAGGAAUAAAGCUGAGUGAAAUGUGCAUUCAGCUAGAGAUAGAGGUUUUACAGGGAUGAGCGAAUAAUUCUUAAUCAACCUCAAAUUUUUAAAGAAUAUGAGUAUUUGUCUGGCAAAUUUGGCAUUAAAUGUUUAACAUGACGUGAAUAAUAAGCAUUGUUUAUCAAAUUUAAUGUAUGUCAUUAACUGUGAUGUUUCGUGUCAGCAGGGGUGGCACUGACUUUUUUGGGGUCCUGGGCAAACUCUCUCAAGGGCCCCGUCAAUCUAGCAUUUUUGACCAGUUUGUCCUAUUUUACCUUUAUUUAACCAGGUAAAAUCCCAUUGAGAUCAUGAUCUUAUUAACAAGGGCGACCUGGCCAAGAGCUCAGCAGCAGCAAAUGUCAUAAUAAAUGCAAUAAAUAUAAGGGAACAAACAACAAAUUCACAGUUAAAGUGCAACAAACAUUUUGGGACAAUCAUAGGAUUCUCGUUGCUUAGUGAAUACAAUGGAACGAAAGUCUUUAAAUGAAACUAAUAAUGUGUUGUUUGCGAAUGAUUUGUUCAAAAGAACCAAAUCUUUUAAGUGAAUGUACUGAACCGAAUCACUUCCUUCAGUUGAGCUGAAGUGAGAAACAGCAUUGCCAGGCCAGCAGCCGGCGAACGAGGGACCACAUGCACCGACACCUGAAUCACUUUGUGAACGAAUCACGCGUUUAACUACACUCUCUGGAAUCAUUUUUGCUAGACAAAACUACCUUUUUUUAUUUUUAUUUUUUAAUUGCUAAAUUGCCACCACAACAACUUGCAUACAAUAGGACACAGCAUGUUACAAGUAGUGCAUUAAACCCGCAGCAUUCUAUCAGUGCAGCGGUUUGCGAGGGAACGGUGAAUGUUCAGUUUGAAUUCUUCUAAACGUUCAGUGAACGAAUCACUCACUGACCUAAUUUACUGAGCAGACCUGAUAAAUAGCAUACUAUAGGACAGCACACUUAAAACAUCAUGACUUAUAAACAAGUUCAUUUUUACAAACCUGUUUGCCAAAGCAACACAGCCAAACACUCUCGUCUCCCGGUCCUAGAAGCUUUGAUCUGAACUGAAUCCUGAACUGUUCAGCUGUGUAUCAUAUCAGGAGGUCGGAGUCGCAGGCUUCUCCCACCAAGAGCUACAUGAUUCUUUGAUUCAGUGAAUGAAUCUUUUGAACUAAUCUUUUUAGUGAACUGAUUCUAGUGACUCAAUACAUCUAAAAGAACUGCCGUGCCCAUCACUAAAUGAAACCAGUUCUGGCAUUUUCAGCUCUGUUUGUAUCGUGUUCCAGGCUGUGGGGGCAGAAUAACAAAAAGCCAGUUUCCCCAAUUCAGUUCGGACUCUGGGCACAUUUAAAUGAUAAGUUGCACAGGACCGUAAGGCAUAGGCACUUCUUGAUUUCUGCAGAGGGGCGCAGAGGGAGGAAGGGACCAGUCCAAGGAGAGACUUAUAAAUCAACAACAUCCAGUGGGUGUACCCCCUGGAGCUCAAGGAGGGCCACUCAACUUUUAUAAAAAUAAAAAGUUUAAAGGUUUAUGCUUUGAUGUCAUCAACUGAAAUAGAAUUUUUAAAAAAGGUCCAGUUUUAAGACAAGUAAAAAUUUUGUCAUCUAGAUUCAAAAACUUUGUACAAACAAUAAAAAAGAAAUACAUCCAUCCUAAAAGUCUCUAUUUAGAGUUCGGUUUUGAAGAGUUGGUUGGCUGGAGGAGCUUUUCUCUCCAGAGGCAACACUGAUUGAAAAAGUAAAUAGUUGCAGCAGAGCAAUGUUGACUUUUCCACACAGAUCUGGAGGCUAUUCUUUGGAACAAGUCAAAUAAAUCCAUGAACAGCAUCCCCACGCCUCUUGAAAUAUCUUUAUCUGUCAUUUAUCUGAAUCUGUCAUGUGGAGCUUUUCUGCACUUUCUUCAUGUUGACUUUAAGUUUCUGAGAAUUAUUUUUGGAGAACAGAAAACGCCAAGGUCAUAAAUAUCCAGUUUUGAGAAUCUGUUGUUCAAGAUGUUGAUUAAAGAAAAAAUAGCAGGCAGAGAAAAAAAAAAGAAACACACAGCUGAAUUGCUCCUCUCGUCAGCUGGGUUGUCAGCUGUCUUUUUUCAAGGAAAGGUUCUGUCAUUUCUCAAAUCUCCAGGUUCUCUGCUAUCUCUUUAGCAUCAGUUUGAGAGGCAGCAAAUCCACUCUCCUUGAAACAGGCCAGAUUAAAGACGACGCAGUUGUCCCUCUUUCAAGUGUUUGAAGAGACCCACCGAGGCAUCUGCAGAUUCUUGCUGACGCGGUUGAUCUGAUACAAUACGCUGUAGCUGAUUGCACCGCACAAGUUUUACGUCAUUACCUCACCUUCAGUGCUGGUUUCACUGUUGACAUUACCAUUAAUUCCUUCCUGUGCUCAGGGUUUUACCACGGAGCACUUUAGCACUCCUUAAACGUCCGUUAAGUGUUGAUGGUUGAUGACGCCACGCAGUUAAGUUAUGUGUGCUUGCAACAUUAAGAGGGAUCUGAAUUCUUGUAAAAUCAUCGCGUUCCAGCGUGGACCAAAUGUACCAGGGUGCACAUGAAUGAGUGAUAGCCUUAGCUUUGUUCUGCUGUGUUUCAUCAGCUUUAAUGAAAAGGAUGAAAAUCCAAUCCAACUUUAAGCACUGAACGAAAAUACCAAAUUUUCUCUUUGUACUGUAUUGCUUUUGAAAAAAUAAAAAAAGACUUGGCCUUGAUAUCCAUGCUGACAUUGCCUGUCAUUGUCACUGGUCACUGGCUGCAGAACAUAACAAGCCUGGUGCUCCAUCUUGUUGCUCCCAGUAUCAAAGGGCUGACUAUGCUGAGCUGAAAUCUCUGAGUUUGACUUGUCUGACUUCUCGAAUGGGUAGAAGCUUGUGGUGAUCUUGUCUUGUGUAUUUUGAGUUAUCUCUGUGGCUAAGAUAGGUGUCAGGCCAUGUAGCCUGGGUUGGAGAGCUGACACCUAUCUUUCCUUUCAAAAGGUCUUUAAUCUCAUGAGUACAAUGGAGUAUUAGGGUCACAUUAAGAAAACAAAUAAAUACAUAAGACUUUGAGAUUAAAGUCGUUAUUUUAUGAGACUAAAGUCAUUACUAACAAGAAUGAAGUCGUAAUAAAGUAAUUACUUAUUAGAAUAAAGUCGUAGUAAAAUCAUGAUGAUAUCUAUAAUAAUGUGGUGCUGAUGUGCCAAAAGAUUAAGUAUCCCUUUGUUUGAGAAACCUUUAUUGAAGUAAAUUUUCAUGAAAUGCUCGAUGGCAACAGACUAGAAUGUAGGACUUUAUUCUGACUUUAUUCUUGUAUGUAAUGAUUUUAUUACGACUUUUUUCUCGUAAGUAAUUUCUUUAUUGUGACUCUAUUCUCGUUAGUAGUGAUUUUAUUAGACUUUAUUCUUGUUAUUAAUGGUUUUAUCACAACUUCAUUCUCGUAAUUACUUACAACUUUAUUCUCGUUAGUAAUGAUUUUAUCACAACUUUAUUCUCAUAUGUAAUUUUUUAAUCACAACUUUUUUUCCAUAAGUAAUUUGAAAGUUUUCCAGUUAUUAAUGACUUUAUUCUCGUAAGUUAACGACUUUAAUCUCUAAGUCUUUUUUUUUUUUUUUUCUCAGUGUGGCCCUUACUCCGUUGUACAUGACAGAACGAUUUCUGACAAAAUUUCUGAAAUAUUCAGGUAGUUUUAAGAUUUGGACCAAGUUUUUAAGUGCAAAAGAAAGUAGACGCUGUAAAUACCCUGUCAUUGUCGUAAGUCUUUAUAUUGUCAUUUUAAACUAAAAUGAAUCUCAGUUUAUCAUCUGUUUUAUGCUUCAUUCUAUGCUCAAUGAAUUUCCCUUUGAGGAUAAAUAAAAUUCUUGUAUUGUAUGGAAACAUGUUGUUUAUGUGACACACUGUAGUUAUUGGUGGCAGAUUUGGAUUACUGUCGAUUUUACAUUGUUUCCUAAGCUGUAGAUCUGUCAACAUCAGUGAAGACAUCAGUAACUGUUUGAUGUUUUCAUAAAUCACUCGCAGGAUCUGACACUUUGACAGAACGCUGAGGCUUGAGGUGAAGAAAUCCCUGUUUAUGAUGCAUGUAUGGCUGCAUGUAAAGCUUCCCAUGUUUGAUUUGUAGCAACAUAUGCUCCAAGUCGCUGCUUUAGCCUGGUUAUAUAUCUAUGUGCACAUUAUUGAUGCAAUAUGUGGCUCCGGGCGCUUCGACUGUGUGGGUUUUGCUCCUUCCUCUUUCUCUGCAAAGGAGAAGCCCUAAGGCCAGAGCUAAACCAGGUCCAAGGACAUGAUGGUGUGAGAAGCCAUAGAAAUCUCUAUAAGCGAGUAAUACUCACAGCUAUGCUCUGUUUGGGCUUUGGAUUAAUUGACAAAAUUCUUGUAUGAAGCAGCCUAGUGGCCAUCAGGCUGCGGAAAGCUACAGGAAUUACACGGCUUUAUAAUGUAGUCUCCUACUUCUGGUCAAGAGGCUAGAUUGAAAGCUAUGUUUGUGUGAAAAGUCCAGAUAAACAUCCUAUUUCUCGGAUGAUAAAAAGUGUCCAUGUGCAAUCACGGAAAAUACCUUUCAAAGCAGCGAACACAAUACACUGAAAUUCUUGAAUCAAGACAUCAUGUUAAUUCCAAGACAGUUAAUAGCUUAUGGCCUCAGCAUAUAUAUUAAUUCAUUAUCAGCUAUUCUUGGAUUAAUGUAUUUAUCCGGACUUGUCAUAUGAAUGUUACUUAUAAUAAAAUACCUUACAAAUAGACUUGCUGAGAUUGAAGGUUUUGCAGUAUAAGAAUAAGGGGAAUGUCAUGCUAUAUGGUUUGCAGGUAGAAAGUAAAAAAUGAGUGCCAGUGAAAAUGUGCAGAGAACAGGAUGUCUACACAAUCCUUCGAGAGUAUCACUAAGUAAGUGCAUUAUGGGAGUAGUGAUGAAAGGAUAGAGGAGGUGAUACAUCACACAAUGCCCCAGAGCUUGUAAGUGAAAAUCCCAGAGAUGUUCGAGCCUCAGUUGACCGGAUAGUGCACAAAACUACUGCAUGUACAACUGCAGUUGUCACUGUGAUUGAUUGUGGUUUCAUCUGUCUCUCUUAGAGGUCAAGAUGUCUGACAUGGACGAAAACUAUGACCAUACUCUGCUGCUACUUUUAAGUGUUGUAGAGAUGUUUUUUUUUACUUUAAUUUAACUUCAAAAUAGUUACAAACCAAUACAUUUUGCUGAUCAUUGCUGUAUAAAAGCAGUUCAAAACAAACCUUUACCUGUGGCUAGAUAUGUAACGGUAUGAAAAUUCAACCUCACGGUUCUUGUGACCAAAAUAAUCAUGGUUUUUGGUAUGAUCGCAGUACUUUUAAAAAUGUAUUCAAAGGCAUUUUUGAUUUUUUUUUAGUAGCACUAAACAAUGAUUUCAUCGUUUCAUCAUAUCCAGACAGGAUUACUAUCUCCAACUAAGCGUUCCCUCGACAUUCCUAUAAAACCCAAAAUAUGCCCAUUCUUCUGACUCGGUCCUCUUAGAGGGCUGAUGGGUGUCUUUGGCGCUGUCAUCUCCUCCUUCCGCCGUGAUUCCAUCUCAAACUUAAUAGAAAGUUUAAACGCUAAUUGUAGGCUACACAGUGCGCCUGCGCGGCUACCUUAAAAAUGAGUUUUUUUCUUACGUGACUCUACCUCGGACUCAUAUGUAUCAGUAUACAUACGUGCGAGUAUUAGCAUUAGCGAGUUAUCAUCGGUGAUCAUACAGUUGAUUAAUUAGCAAGUCAUUGCCCAUCGAUCGCACAGCUGAUUGAUAAGGGAGUUAUCAUUGGCGAUUUCACAGCUGAUUCAGAUCCGCCAAUCAGCUGGUUGCAAGAGUUCAAAGACAACUUGUUAUCGCGCGAUUGGCGUACGGUGAAAAUCGCCGCCGUUCCGGAUGGGAGCUGUUCCGGAUGUGGUGGAAAUCCCGGGUAACACAUGUAAUGGCAUGACUCCUCACCUCCUAUUUCUCUGUACUAUAGGUGCAGUUGUACAUUCUAUUAAAACGCCAAAAAACACAUUAUUUUUAAAUGAGAUCAGUGAAUGAUGCAAAAAUCCAAAAACUACAAAAGUGCAGAAUAAAAUCGACAGCAGAGACAGUUCUAUUUAACCUGAGGUGUCACACAACAGCCGAUGCGUCAGCAGGAGGGACGUACAGUAGGACAUCUCGCUCACCUGCAGAGCAUGUGACAGGUGCAGGGAAAGAGAGCAAAGAGAGAUUGUCUAGUUCAUUGCCUUCAUUCCUGGGUGGGAAUCUUCCACAGAUUACAAAUACGUAAAAAAAGAAAAAACUGGUCAAACCAAGUGAUAUGAAUUUGUUAAUCUUCAUUUGGAGCCUGAAGUCUGGUUUGUAGCUUUGUGAGCAUGUUAGAAUGACCUACACAAAUGCAUCAGUGGGUUUAUUCUGACUCACAGUAUGUAGAGACUGCAAUUUUUUAUCAAUCGGUAUUUAUGGCCUCCAGUUUGCAUCAUAUCAUAACUUGCAAAAUUAGCAUUGGGAUCCAGUUCUAUCAUUCUGACCAUUCAAUUAUUCGAAGAAUGUUUUUUUUUUUGGCAAUGAAUCAGCUGAGAGGAAAAAUCAAUAACCCCUCUUGUUUUACGGCAGAACUUCUAUCCGCUGAGUCCAAAACAUGAGAAAGCUCGCUGCCUCACUGAUGAAUCGACAAAGUUCACUUCUUUUAUUGUAAGAAAUUCACAUAUAAGUUCUCUUCUCUACAAAAGGUCAGUUUAAAGAAAGACGCUCUAUUGCUUUCGAUAUCAAGAAAUCCAAUCAUCAACUCUGCUCGGCUGAGUUUGGCUUCCACUGUUAAAGCCAGGAUGUGUUUCAGUCUGAUUUUACAUCUGGUUAAUGGAGAUGUAUAGGAAUAACUGGGUGUAAAUGAGAGUUAAAAUUACAGUAGUGCACAUUUAAUUGAGCUGAACUGUGAGUCUGUGGAGAGGACACCAGCUGUAGUGUAAAAAAGAAAGCAGUUCUGCACAGCUGAACCACACUUCAUGGUACAAUACUUCACACUUCCACAAUUAACACUUUACGUUUCAAUACUAUUUUUAUUCAGUACCACCCACACAAGUGACCCCUUGAUUGUGAGUUAGCUCCAUCUCAAUCCAAGUAUUACAUCUAUUUAAUAACAGCAGACAGUCCUUUUCACUCCAGAUAAAUACAAAUCCGGCUCAAGUGGCCCUAACUGAAAGCGGACCUCAGCGCAUGCAGCAGUCCCCUUUCACUCUUUGUCGCCUUGCUUUUAUUAUCAGAGGUCCUCUCGCAGCAGGGAUGUGCUGGACCAGAAGAAAACUCUGUUUAUGCAAGCAUGUGUGCAGGUGGAUUUGUGUGCGCGUCUUCCUCUGUGGGGUUAGAGCCAUACAAGUGUUGAAAUGAGCCACAGCAGCAACCACGACCGACUGGAGGCUAUUUUAAUGAAUAGCGCCAUUCAGGGCAAGACAUGAAGGAAACAAAUUUGCUGAGAACACUUCCUUCUUUGAAGGGGCCCAGCUGGUUGCUGACUGGUUGCUUGCCGGCUGGCAGGCUGACUGGUGUAUGUAUGUGUGUGUGUGUGUGUGUGUCAGAGUGGGUACAGCAGGUGAUAAGCCCUGCUCCUCUUUAUUGCCCAUCAGAGUGCCAGGCUUGAAAAACAACUUCCCCAUUGUUGCUCAUAAAUCAAAACCACUAAAUGCUGUUUCCGACUCAAUUCCUAUUUUCCGACUGCGGGGCCGUAGCCAUAACUUUGGUGUAAUGAUCUUUCAAUUACAGGCCACUCAGACAGAGAGCGAAGAAGACCGAUAUAAACAGCGGUCCCGCCAUCUAUCAUAUUUCUCCUGGCGGCCUUUUGGGAAUUGCUACAUCUGCCUUUGUCACCUAGUUUGUGCGUGCUUGCAUGGAUGCAUUUCUCACACAUCUACCUGUGUUGACAUGGACGCCCGUGUGCACACUGGAGCGAACAACAUUUACAAAUCCUUCUCGAGAGAUAAAUUGUUAUCACACCAGAAAACUGCUUUUUGUCCCUGACUGUGUCUUCCCUCUUUCUCCCUCUCCCGCCAUCCCUCACACUCAAGUGCUCUCUCUAUUUCCCACUUUAUCUCGGUGUCACUCUCCCAGACUCACUCUCUCCCCCCUCUCUCUAUUCCAACCCCCCUCAUCUCCUUCUCUCUUUCUCUCUCCCUUGCUGAACUGCCUGUACCCUUCUCACUCUUUGAUAAGACAGGACAGCCCAACAAGCUGAGCAGAGCGAUGUCCCUCUACCUCAUCUACUCAGAAUUAUCAACCAGUCAUUCAGAGCAAUGAGGAAUCUCUUCUGCUGUGACUGUGCAGAAGUGCACGGGCCAUCUGUUUUCUUGAGCAAAAUACAGUUAAUGCAGCAGGGCAGCCUUGUCUAAAGAGAAAUGGUUCAAUCACCCAGGGGUCACAAGUUCAGUCUGUGCAAGAGCCAAUAUGAGCCUGUCAGCAGUUGCAUGACCUGUCAACGUGCCCCAGAGCGAGAAACUCCAAUUUACUCCUUCUUUUAUGUCGCACAAAGACACAAUUAGGAGUUAUUACUUACAAGAUUUUCUUUUUCUUAUUACAUUUAUUUUAAAUUCUCUCAACCGGAGAAUAUAGGCAGCAAUAAAGAAACAGUGUAGGGUUAUAAAGGUCUUUUUUAAUUAUUUCUUUAUUCUGAUUGGUCAGAAUCCAUGGCAUUUGUGGUUUAUCCUGAAUAGCAAAAGCUGUGCUAAGGACAAGCUAAUCUCUCUCUCACACACACACACACACUUCAUAUCAAAUCAAUCCAUCUUAAAGGGAUAUACCAUUGUCAAUUUCAGUUAUGGUCAAACACACUGUAACACCGAGUUCAACACCCCCUCGAGAGAUGAAUGUUGCCGACCGCUUGCUUCUCUAGUGAUACUUUAGUAACUUAGAUAGAUACUUUAGAUACUUUAGAACUUUAGUAACGACCGCACAAUAGCAAUACACAGCGGUCUACGGAUCCACGCGCAAACUAGAAGAUGACAUUUUUCGGGAAUUCCCGUGGGUCACGUGAUUCCUGCGGGAAUCCCAUGGGAUGGUAGUGGGCAGGAGCGGGAACAACGUUAAUAGCUGAUCAUUUUCAGCCAAUCACAGGAUUAAUUAAAAAAUAACUCCCAUCCCGCGGGAUCCCCGCGGGAAUCACGUGACCCACUGGAAUUCCCAUAAAUGUCAUACUCUAGCGCAAACCUCAUGUCUGUCAAUUUUCAACCACAAAAUCAAACAGUUUUUAAAGUAUGAUAUAAAAAGUGUGUUUGGCGUAUUGAUGUGUUAAUCAUACUUGGAGGUUGAAAUGAGUUCUUUGAUGUUCAGACCUGAUUUCAACCACAUUUCAAUAUUAAAAUCCCGGUUAGUGCUCACCAGGGCAUUUGUUCUUCAUCUUUUAUUUCUGGCAGCCAGAUUUUGGUGCAAAUAGUUACAGAUCUAUCUCAGUAAAGGGUGUGAAGUGUUGGCUGGGGGAGUUUGGACUAGAAACAUGAGCUAAAGCUACAGAUCCCCCGUUUAGUAAUGUAGUCAUUUUCUCUUAUCUUCAGCUACAUUCCUACAUAAGGCGGGUUUCAAAGCCUUCUUGCAAAUAGCUACAGUGUGUCUGCCUGUCAGUCAAGUCAGCCGUGCCUCUGAUUGGUUGAUCUUGUAACCUUAGUAACUCCCUCCCUGUGCAGUGGAUUCUAUGGGAUUCCUGAGCUACCCCUUUUCUAACCAGGCUGUAAACGUGUUUAUUUUGCUUUAAAAACAGACUUUUUUGGCUUUGUUUGUUCAUGGAUCCUUGUGCUUCUGCAGUUCGCCUCAAGCAGACACUUGAAACUGUAAUUUCAGCUUCGAGAUUUACCACCUCUGCUGCUGCUGUUGUCUAGAUUGCAGGACAGAAUUUUUCUCCAUUUCUGCCAAACAGACAUGGUUGUACCCCAGCGGCUCCUCUGGCUGCUCUCACAUUAUCAUUAUUUCCUGACUCUGAGGAUCUGAUUCAGAAUGCUAUCUGAAAUGAUCAUUUUUGCCACAGUGUCAAUGAGCAGAAGUGAAAUAAGAUAGACAAGUUAAAGGGAUAUUCCGGCGUAAAUUUAAGUUAUGGUCAAACACACUGUCACACUGCCAACAAACAUCUUUGCCCAAUUUCUUUAGCAAAGAGACUAAACACAACUCACCCACUCUCUUCCAGCAGCCGCUUGCUUGUACGGAGACCUCUGGGCAUUGACUGUAGCGGGGUUUCACAGCUCAAGGAGGAACAUUUAUGAUCAUUACUUCAUGGAAAUGCAAUCAGACCGAGACGCUAAGGCAGAAGAACUACCGCGUCUGCAGUGCAAAAUGAUUAAUAUGAUGAUUAUUAGUUCAAGGAAAUAAUGAAGAAAUGAUCAUAAAUGUUCUUCCUUGAGCUGCGUCACCCCGCAGCAGUCGAUGGACUCGUCCAGAGGUCUCCAUACAAACAAGCGGGAUCCUAUAUGUACUGCUAUAGAGCGGCUUUUUGGAUGAGGUUUGCACGUGGAGACGUAGACCACUGUGUAUGUAGUUGGUAUAUCUAGAGAAGCAAACAGUCAGCAACAUUCAUCUCUUGAGGGGAUGUCAAACUCAGUGUUAUGUUGUGUUUGACCAUAACUUAAAUUUACGCCAGAAUAUUCCUUUAAGGUUAACAACAUCAAAGAUGUACAUAGAGAUGUACUGAAUUCCUUAUUUGAAUCUCCUUACAGUGCAGGUUAUUCAACUGAAACAAAAUAUCUUUAAAUUCUCAAACUAUUUUCACUUGAGGAACAGUUUUGAAUUAAAAUCACUGAUUUUCUCAAUGCAUGUUUGGCUUCUAUACAGUACACGGGUCCUGACACAGUCCCUGUUCUACCCCCCAGUAUGCGUCCUUGUCUACCUUCCAACUAAAAACAAAGACUUCAGGCUUUUUUGUGCCAGCAUCCUUGUAAGUUCUCAAGCUGAAAAUGGCUCUCAGUGCUGUCAAAAGUGCCUCCUGCUUUAACACAUCAGGCGGAGGAGGUGGAGGUGUGAACUACCUGGCAGAGGUUCCCAGACGAGCUUCACAGGGUCUCUGUGAACAACACUGGCAGCGAGGGACUGAAUAAUUCCAAAUUUUAAAUUCAGCCUGGAAUGAACGCCAGCCUCCACAGCGAGCCUGAACCAGAGCACGCUGUUACAUCAUACCGCUGUGCGUUUGUGCUUGUGUUUGUGCGGGCAGAUGUGAAAUGGAGUAGGUGUGUGUGUGUGUGUAGGUGUGUGUACGCAUAAAUCUGUAUGUUUGAAUAUGUUUUUAAAAAAAUCCAUCAUUUGAUGCAAAAGCUUUAUUGACUCUGUGCUGCAAACCAGGACACCCCUCUCUGUCUUCCCCUUUCAGCCGAACACACACAGUGGACUCAGUCACUAUCUUUUUUACUCACUCUGCCUUUUUUCUCUUCUCUCUGUCUUUCAGGGAUACCAUCUAAGCCAAGAGUUUGUCUUCCUGGAAAUCAAACACACACAAACACACUUCCAUACACGAGCACACACAAACCCAUAUAAAUAUAUCUACUCAAUAAAUAGAUGACAAACAUUUGCCAAGCACUCUUUUAUGCCGCCUCAGUGCAUUGUAUUUCUUUUUAAGUACUCCCUUGGAAAGUGAGUGUGUUUAGAGCAGAUGAACCAGCUCCUAUUGCCAACUUGACCUGGGAGCUCACAGCCUGUGGGCCCCGGGAUCUGGAACCAUUUCAAACAGGUAUCAAAUCUCUCUCCGUCUCCCUCAUUUCUUUCCCCUAAUAUUAAAAAAAAAGCUACACAUGAGGACACUGUCUGUGUCUGUCCUGCUUCCCUUCCUCCCUUCCUGAGUGGAUGGGGCGCGAUGGAACAGCUAAGCCAGCUAGGCUGCAGAGCCAGAAGAAGACCCACUGUACUUGAUUGUUUAUUUAUCUCUGUUAUGUGUGCAACAUGCAUGCAUUUCCACACCAGAGUGAUUUUGCAUGUGGGCUGAAGAUUAACACACUCCCCUUUAAAUGAUACUUAAAACACACUUAGAGCAGGGAAUGAGGGUGCUUCUUCCCUAACUGGAUCCAGGGUGACGAGCAGCAGUGACUCUCUUCACUUUCAGCGCUUCUUCUUUUUCCUUCCACUUCUCAUUUUUUACCCACAACAUCCAUUUGCGACAGCUUCUUUUUUUUGGAUCGUUGGUUUAAUUUCCCUCCACUGAUGGAAUACAAAGGAUGUGAAACAGUCUUCAGAGUGUUUUAUGUGUACUGCAGACACAGUGCCCAGCAUAAGUCAGUACACCCUCUAUUAAAAGUAAUGUACUACUCAAUACCUAGAUGAGCAAAAGUACAAUUUCCAAAGUUUUGACAGAGCUGAGUUUAAUAUUGAUGAUGAAAUUUGGGGUGAUAUGGUAACUAAAAUUUAGCUUUGCUCCCAGAACGGUGAAUAGGGUGAACUAAUUUUUGCAUCCUGAUUUUAAAUUGAAAAAAUAAUGUUUUGGAUGCAACUUAAAUAGAUAUUCCGGCAUAAAAUUGAUUUAGUUUCAAACACCGAGUUAGACACCCCCUCGAGAGAUGAAUGUUGCCGACUGCUUGCUUCUCUAGUUAUACCAACUUUAGUAAUGACCGCACGAUAGCAAUACACAGCGGUCUACGUCUCCACACACAAACCUCAACCAAAAAAAAAAACACUCUAUAGCCACAAAUAAUGCUCAUAUAGGGUCAUGUACAUAUAGGGUCUCAGCUACAGCACUAGCCAUCAAACAUCUUUUUAGCUUUGCCUGAUUUCUUUGGCAAAGAGACUAAUCACAACUCACCUACUCUCCUCCAGCAGCUGCUUGUUUGUAGUGAGACUGCAUGCUAGUCUAUUACAGACUACAGCGGGGUUUCGCAGCUCAAGGAAGAACAUUUAUGAUAAUUUCUUCAUGGAACUGCAAUCAGACUGAGACGCUACGGCAGAAGAACUACCGCAUCUACAGCGCAAAAUUAAUAAUAUGAUGAUUAUUAAUUCAAGGAAAUGGUAAAUGAAUCAUAGAUCAUAAAUGUUCUUCCUUGAGCUGCGUCACCCCGCUGUAGUCUGUAAUAGACUAGCCUGUGGUCUCACUACAAACAAGCGGCUGCUUGGAGAGAGUAGGUGAGUUGUGUUUAGUCUCUUUGCUAAAGGAACCAGGCAAAGCUAAAGAUGUUUGGUGGCUAGUUCUAUGGCUGGGACCCUAUAUGUACUGUUGAUGAAGUUAGGUGCUGUUCUGAGCAUUAUUUGUGGCUAUAGAGUGGCGUUUUGGUUGAGGUUUGUUUAUGGCUCCUCAGACCGCUGUGUAUUGCUAUCCUGCGGUCGUUACUAAAGUUGGUAUAACUAGAGAAGCAAGCGGUCGGCAACAUUCAUCUCUCGACGGGGUGUCUAACUUGGUGUUACGCUGUGUUUGAGCCAAAAUUAAUUUUAUGCGGAAUAUCCCUUUAAAAAAUCUUGUAUGUAAUCAAUGGCCUACAUUUGGGGGAGUAUUUCGUUGUAUACUCUGAAUUAGAAAAGUGUUGAUUUUGAAAGGAAACUGAAGGUUUUCUGACAACUCUGAAGGGGUGUCCUCAUUAAUGCUAAGCACUGUACAUCUGCCUUGUAUAAUGUUCAUUUUCACAUGCAGAUAUUGAUGGAGAAAUGUGGUUAAACAUGCACUCAUGCUAAUAAUUUACACGUAUAGUUUUCUGUGUUUUCCGCUCUUUAUAGUGUGCCCUGGAUUUUCAUAGCUUCACAGAAGAUAUGAAAUGCCAGCGCAUGAUUUAAUCAUAAGUUUGAGACGAGUUGUCAAAGCACAAAGUUUUGAUCUCUCUGGUAGCACAUUUUUGAAGAAAAACCCAGAAACACCUGCCUCCAGAAAUAGAAUAUGCAAUUUGUACCAGAUAUUAAACAUCAGCAGGAGGAAUUAGUUCAAGCUACAAAACGGAUGACACGUCUUUGCAACAAUGGCUGUAAACAAAGCGGAUAAAAAGUGUGGCAAACAUUCAUUUACAACGCUACACAUCCAACCCACUGUUCUUAUACUUGCUGGAAUCUCACACAGCUCUUCAGUCUUCAUGUAUCCUGGCAACAAAUCAUCCAUUUCCGAGGAAGACUUAAGCCUUUAUGUGCUAACACUGUUCUCAUUUCCCAGUUUAUUGUUGCUAUUUAUUGUCGUCUUUUAAUUGAUGUUAAAAGGACCCCCACACUAGCUUCCAAUUAAUUCUGGGAUUGACAGCUCAGGCGUCUGGUUUUCAUUAUGAAAGCAGCAAAAUAUAGAAACCGAAAGCUAUCAUCAUCAAUUACACCAAACGCCAAAAACACAUUCAUUAAUAAUCCACUUGUGUGGAUUUGCAUGGCAUUACACACCAUUUCCAAUUAAGCAGAUGGGGGUAACAUGUUUAAGCCAUGUGGUUUCUAUAUAUAAGCUGAUGUGUGUGUUUGCUCCCUCAUGACAUCCAUCAUCCACGAGGAUGCUCUCAUUAAAGCCGUCUCCUCUUAACGCAGGCACCUCUUCAAAUGAGAAAGGAGCACACUGCGGCACAGAAAAUGACACCACUACAGAAAAAAAAAACACACACACGACUUUUCCUUUUGUUGUUUCAUUGAUACUUAAUUUAGACGAACUUCCACUCAAAAUAACUAUAAAAGUGUAAAGUUUCAUGGCUUCCGGGUCUUCGAGUAUUGUGUUAUGUUUCAUUUUGUAAGGUAGCUCUUUAUCUGUUGUAUAUAUAUAUCUAUGUUUUUGUUAUCAGCACUUUAGAUUUUGAACAGACCAACUUAGAAAAGCUCAGUUCAACAACAAAAAAAGACAUAAGAGAUGAAUUAUGCAUGAUUAAAAAAAAAGUUGCAACAUGAACUUUUUAGAGAAUCAAAAUAUGCAAUGCAAUAAAAAAUGCAAUACAGUGUUUGUUCGGACUCCCAGGGUUUGGAUCCAAUGCCCAGAACCAUUUUUUUCCCUUUUUUUGAAGAUGCAAAACUUACAAGCACACGGGAACAACAACUCUGUCGCCAAACAAGAACAACAUCAUCGGACUAUUGUGCAAAACCUCGGAUGACAUCCAGUGCCAAGGAUUUUUAAAUUGACGUUUUGUACGAUAUCUGUGCAUGGAAACUAGGGGGGUUAGGGUAUUAAAAUGUAACAAGAAUGUUUUAUUUUGGAUCAAUUUUUAGACUUAAAUACCUGAUCAAUUGAAAUAAUGUUGGACCUUAGCUACUGACUGCAAAGGAUCCCUCCUGAGCCUGUUGUUGUUGCUGCAUGUUUUCCUCCAUGUGAACACCACAGGACUGGAAGAGCAGUCGUGUCACACUUUAUGAACUGUCUUUGUAUCCUCCCACUUCCUCUCUUUUCCUCCUCCUUCUUCUUCUGUCUUUGAGCCAAAGGAUAAAGAGACAGCCCCUGUUGCCCUGUAAGACUUAUAAAACUGUCGGCUCCACCCCGGAUGGAACACGAGAAGACCAAUGACCUCCCAAAACUCCGAGUGGAAUAGUCAAACAGAAAACUGUAGGUGUAUGGGUGCGUGCGCGUGGGAUUUUUGUGCGUGUGCGUGCGGGUUUUUAAAAAAAAAACUAGGACUGAGCUUGUUUGCUUUUACCAGCGACCCCGAUUGAUCCGCCCUCUGACCCCCCAGCCUAGCUGCUCAGCUCCACCGCUCCACCACCAGAACUGCACUUGCAUGACCUCAGCCCAUUUACGUGCUUGUUAGGGUUGUUGAAUGUAAAAGGUUGUGAACUCCAUAGAAUAUAGGAUUCUAUCACUAUGGUGACUGCGGCCGUGAACUGCCCUUUUCCGUCGUUUUGUCCCAUUUCACGGGCAUGGGCUUUUACUGAUGUCUCACUUAGCCGGUGUUAUGAUUUCAUUUUCAUUUGCCUAGACAUUAGAAGACAAUGAAUGCUCUACAUUGUUAUUUUAUGUGUAUAUUUUGUGAAUAUGAUCAAUUCUUUCUGUAGGUUUGCUCUUUGUAUCCCAACUGUUUGACCCUGCUUGAUGAUCAGCUGCACUAUGUUUUAUCAUUUGUACUCAAUUGAAUGACCUCUUUUCUAUUUUAGCAAUUUAGUCGCACUAGAUUCGCCCCUUUAUUAGUUUUUAUCGUCAUGAGGAUAUGGCUGUUAAGUGCAAAAAGAAAAUAAGACAACAAAAAUUGCAUAUUCAGGAAAUUGUGCCCUGUUAAUACAUGAACCCAUGCUCACUUCUCCCAGCAGGAUUGUAUAAACUAUGUUCAAUAAAGACAGAGUAUGUAUAUAUAUAUUAACGGA